GCGAUGUCAAAGGAAUCGGGCAGGUAGUAGGAGGAGAGGAGGAGGAGAGGAGGAGGAGAGGAGGACGAGGAGAAAAGGAGGAGAGGACCAGAGGAGGAGGAAAAGGAGGAGAGGAGGAGGACAAAGGAGGGGAGGAGGAGGAGGCCCCAAUGCUUUUUCUGUGGGCCACUUUAGGGUGGGUAGGUCUCCGGUGCUCUUCUUAGGGCCGCUUGGUGGAGAAGAGGAGGAGGCGGCGGAGGAGGAGGGAAGGAGGAAAGGAGGAGGAGAAAAGGAGGAGAAAAGGAGGAGGAGAAAAGGAGGAGGAGAGGAAAACUAGAGGAGGGAAGGAGGAAGAGGGGAGGAGUAGGAGGCCGCGCCAAUGGUUUUAGUGUGGGCCACUUGAGAGUGGGUAGGUCUCCGGUGCUCUUCUUAGGGCCGCUUGAGCCGGUUGAGGAACAGCUACCGCAGCAGCAACGCCAAGGAGAGGAGAGAGGGAGAACAACGACGAGGGAAAGAGGAGUGAGGAGGAGGAGGAGGAGACAGCAUGUCUGUGGCUCGUUGCUAGGGUUUGCUCAUUUUGAUCGAAGAUAUCGAUCUUGUAUGCCUGUGUGACCGAGCACACACAAACACACACACACACACACACAAAGAGAGAGAGAGAGAGAGAGAGAGAGAGAGAGAGAGAGAGAGAGAGAGAGAGAGAGAGAGAGAGAGAGAGAGAGAGAGAGAGUUUGUAGAUAAAAUAUGUAUUUUGCGUAUGGGUGGCCCAAGGUCUUGAAGGCGAUUGAAUGUGAUCACGAUGAGGAAGAGAUCGUUGAUGUGAGUGUAGGAGGUGGGCUUCUGGUGGUGGUAUCGACCUCCUGCGUCCAGGUCUGGACCGCCGGUCGGUACAGAGUUAAGGUGGGCGAGCUUUAUCGCGACGACCCUUCUCUUGCCGACGACGGUUUUAAUGUGAAAGCGAUUUGGAACCCUGUUCUGGAAACCCUCGUCGUGCUUACUUCAGUGAACAUCCUCCACUUUUACGAAAUAAUCCGGUCAGAGAAACCCGUGGUGGUGAGUUUGACACCGGACGCUCCGGAUUUGCGCCACGUGGACGUUCGGUUUCGAUCCUCUACGGUCUUGCCAUUGUUCGAAAGUAACAUUUCGUGCAAUGGUCUGGUGGCCGACGACGAGACCAUCCUGGUAGGGCUAUCUAACGGGCGACUGCGGACGAUAUCGUGGCGCGGGCAGGCAAAGGCAGAGGGGCAGCUAUGGAAAGAGAGGGGGAGGGAGAUUCUCGGUCCGAUGUAUGUGGCGGAAGCGAACGGGAUCCCGAGCACGCCGCACGCGUCGACUCCAGCAGUGGCGCUCUUCUCGCCGCAACAAGCUUCAGCAGCAGCGGGGGGCGCGGCGGUCUUCGGGCUGAGCAAUGGGAGCCUACGGUUGAUCGUGGUGGUGCUUCUUGAUGGGCGGGUGGUGCUGUGUUCGACGGCGGAGAUCGGGUUGCGCAUGGUGGAAGAGAUGACUCCGGAGAAAUGGGUGGGUGUGGUGGAUGCCGUUUGCGCGGGAAUCGGGACGAAAGCGCAGGUGCUGGCCGUCGGAUCACGCAGGGGGACGGUGGAGCUCUUCGACCUCGCCGAUGGGGCUAAUCACAUGAGAACGAUCUCGCUCUUUGAUUGGGGUUAUUCGGUGGAGGAUACAGGCCCGGUGGGCUGCAUAUCGUGGACGCCAGACAAUUGGGCUUUCGCGGUGGGGUGGAAGAGGAGGGGUCUGGCGGUGUGGUCGGUGUCGGGAUGCCGACUGAUGUGCACGAUACGACAAGGAAGCGUGAGCAAUGUGGGGCAACAACAGGCGACGGUUCGCGGGGCAGGGAGGUCGGCGGUUGGGACGAAGGCCUCGGAGAGAGGAGGGAGAGGAGGGUGGAAGGCCAAUGAUCGGGGCGGGCCCGGCGCAGUCGGAGGAGGGGGAGGAGGAUUGGUCAGGGCAGCUGAGCCUAUGGUGUGCGGAGUCGGCGCUCUCGCUUGGGCGGAGUACGGAUACCAGCUCGCUGCUGCGCAGAGGGGCGACCCCGCCCGCCUUCUGCAAUUCGCCUUCGCUAAAGGCUGUGUUGGUAAAGGCGUGUCUGGCAGCCCCAGCGUUUGGCAAUUAAUGCAGGCAGACGAUCGUGUCCUGCUCAUCAAGAGCGACGAGAAGGAUGAACUCACCAUGCAGCAUCUUGUCAUUCCGCACGCCUACAUGGCGUCUAAUUGGCCGGUGUUCCACGUGGCCCCUAACGACGAUGGCUCUUAUCUUGCAAUCGCCGGGCGUCGCGGCAUCAUCCUGUACAACCUGCGGACCAAGCGGUGGCGGGUAUUCGGCGACAUCAGCCAAGAGAGACGUGUCAGGUGCGCGGGAAUUCUGUGGAUGGGCAGUAUGGUGGUCAUCUGUAAUGACAAAGAGUCGAACGGAGGAUUCGAACUGAACUUCUACCCAAGGUAUCACUUGGACGAUUCGUCGUUGUUGUGCCGGCAGAUGCUGGUAGACAGACCGAUCGCGAUGGACACGUGGCAGGAUUACAUCUUGGUGGCAACGCGGCCCUUCGAGAUCAGAGUGUAUCACGCCGAAGUGGUAGGGGACUUGACGCCUCUGCGAAAUCCGACGGUGACCCUGCGGUUGGUGAGGGAGCUGUCCAUCAUGAGCGCAAGAAAGCCGCCCGUCUCUCUCCGCUUCGUUCCCAACUCCGCCACGUGUAACGAUUGGGAUCCCCACCACCAGCAUCAUCAUCAUCAUCAUCAUCAUCAUCAGCAGCAGCAGCAGCAGCAGUAUGCCCAUCACGGGCUCUUCUCUUCCUCCUCCGCCCCUUCUUUGUUAUCGUCACAUCAUCAUCAGCACACUUCUCAACAGAGUUCUCCAUCCCAUCAUGAUCAUCAUCAUCAUCAACGACAACAACAAGAGGAGGAGGUGGUGGGUUCGAAUGCUGCGGCUCUUCUGAGCAACAACGGCGGGAGGACAGCUUCGACGUCUCCGAGCGCUACUGGGACUUCAACACCGACAGGCGGAGGUCGUGUCGGGACGGGGGGAGGUGGAGGGGUCGGGAUGGUGGGAAUCGGGGGGGGGCAAAGAGAUACAGUCACGGACGCGGUGCUGAAGCAGCCGACGAGGUGUAUGGUUCUGAGAAUGGACGGCGAGCUUUCGCUGUUAGAUCUCGACCGAGGAACUGAGCGAUCCUUAGUCUCCGGCGUCGAGCAUUUUUGGCUGACUUGCGGCAGGCCGAAGGAGGAGGAAGCGUUGAUAGAGGAGGUGCCGUGGUGGGCCUACGGGCACCGGGGGAUGCAGGUAUGGUACCCGUCUUCUCCGGCGGACACCUCCUCCUCCUCCUCCUCCACCUCCACCUCCACCUUCAACGCGCUGUCGCCUGAGAUGCAACAACUGGAUCCGGAGCUCGACUUCGACCGGGAGGUGUAUCCGUUGGGAGUGUCGGCUUCGGCAGGUGUCAUCGUCGGGAUCUCCCAGCGGCUGUCGCUGUCGGGGUGCUCAGACAUGCCGUGCUUCGAGCCUACGCCGCAAGCGCAGCCCAUCCUCCCCUGCCUUCUCAGGCACUUGCUCCAGAGGAAUGCCCUCGACGAAGCAGUGGAAUUGGCAAGGCUAUCCUCGGCUAGACCCCACUUCUCCCAUUCUCUCGAAUGGCUGCUCUUCACAAUCUUCGAUGCCGAGAUGACGAAUGCUCACGCGAGGAAAAAGGCGGCGGGCCGGAAGAACCACCACCACCACCACCAGCAGGAGCAGGAGCUGCAAACGCGGAGCGUCACGGAGUACCAAGGUCAAGAUGGUGGGAAGCCCCAUCUAGUAUCUACACGUGGCAAUCAACAGCAGCAGCAGCAGCAGCAGCAGCAGCAGAGUUGGGCGAUGAGGGCGUCGGGGAUGUCGACAGCGGCAGCGGGAGGAGGAGGAGGAGGAGGAGGAGGGGGAGAGGGGGGGGAAAGAACGACUGGCGGCGUGACGAACGGCGGCCCUUCGAUGUUGGAAAGGGCGGCCAAUUUGAUACGACAUUUCCCGGAGUUUUUGGACGUGGUGGUCAGCGUGGCGCGAAAGACGGACAGCCGGCAUUGGCCGGAGUUGUUCGCGGCGGCGGGGAAAUCGACCGCUCUUUUCGAGGAAUGCUUCGAGAGGAAGCAGUACCGAACGGCAAUGUGCUACAUUCUGGUCAUCGAGAAGCUGGAGGGUCCGACGAUGAGUCAGCAAACUGCGCUCCGGCUAUUGCAGGCGACGCUGCACGUGGGCCUUUACGAAUUGGCGGGAGAAUUGGUACGGUUCUUGCUCCGUUCAGGGCGGGAAUUCAGUUCCAGCGGUCUGGAUGAUGACGACGAACGAGGACGAGGAGGAGGAGGAGGAGGAGGAGGACCGGAAGGAUUGCUGAAAUCCUUCUUCUCCUUCGGGUUCACAUCCGCCGCGCCUAAAGCGCGCGCCGACGUUCUUCACGCGACCGUUGCGCACAUUCUCCGGGAUCAUGCCGUCGGGUUGAUGGUCAAUCGGGACUUGAGGCAGCUGGUGGCCUUCGUCAAAGAUACGCAGUUCGAUUUGGAUGCGUUUUUGAAAGCCGAAGAGGGGCAGUCGGUGAAGUUGGACGAUUUCCCAACGGCUCUGAGAACGGUGUCAGAGAAAUUAGGGUUGGAAAGGAGCCUUCAAGGUCGACUUGAUGGGGAGUUCUUGCUCUCGCAUGUCCGAGCGGUGGGGUUGCGUGAAUGGACCGUGGUCCUCGCGACGAUCCUGGAACAAGUGCCGGUGCUGCUGGACAUGUUUCGAGGGGACUUGAGGCUGUGGCAGGCGUACGGGAGAACGCUGAAGUCUCAGCAAGAUAGUCAGCAGUACGAGGACUUGUUGCACGCUCUGGAGGCGGAGUUGGGAGAGGUGGUGGUGGUUGGAGCGUCGACGUCAGGAAAGAUGGGCGGGCGGGGAGGAGGAGGAGGAGGAGGUGGAGGUGGAGGAGGAGGGAGUAGCGGUGGAAAUAGUGGAAGCACGAGGAGAGCAGGAGACACAACGGAAGAGGAAGAGGAAGAGGAAGGGUACAACAGUGCGGCGUCGGAUGGAUCGCGGAGAAGGAUGAUGAUGAUGAUGUCCUCGCCUUACCGACAGUGAAGACAAUAUAUAAUAAUAUACCAAAUUGAUUGACGAUGCAUGAUAUCCAACGUUGCUGAUUUGAUUGAUUAUAAUAAUAAAAAGCAGAAGAGCCA
Chara braunii is the source of this 5168-nucleotide messenger RNA. NCBI's taxonomy places the organism in Eukaryota, Viridiplantae, Streptophyta, Charophyceae, Charales, Characeae. The record is from the annotation of a GenBank genome assembly.